Molecule: messenger RNA, 450 nt
Organism: Phytophthora infestans T30-4
Lineage: Eukaryota; Oomycota; Peronosporomycetes; Peronosporales; Peronosporaceae
Exons: 2
Coding region: 1-450 (149 amino acids)
Source: RefSeq, a predicted model, not a curated record
AUGUACAAGAAGAGGCUGCGCCACUAUGACUUGCCGGGCGACGAUGCUACCGAUAAAGACGUUGGGCCUAACGUUAUCGUACGAGAAGCUGAACGAACAGAAAUCAUCCUUGAGUACAUUACGUACCUGGGCUACAAGGACUUGGGCUAUCUGACCUGCCGAGUGACGACCGUGCAGCUUGAGAGCUGUCACUUCCAUGAUGAGCUCACGGUGGAUGGAACAUAUGUGAAGCAACUGAUGCAGAACAAGUACCCGGACAUAUUACAUGUAUUGCCGGAGAAGCCACGGGUAGUGAGGGUCAAGACGAGCAUUGACAAUUUCGCUGCUGAGAACAACGAUCCUGUGCCGUAUGGGCAAGGCUUUGAAACGUCAAGAAGUUGGGUGGUUGUGGACAAAGUGAUGGCAUCCAGUGGGUGUUCAGCAAACGACACCUCGUCAGGGAUCGACUAG